CGAACUUUGUAACUUCAGUCGCGGUGUGCAAGCGAGUCUGAGUAGAUCGUGGUGACGUGCGAACGCUUCGAACGCGCUACGGCGUCGUUUUUUCAAUUUUAUUUGCUUUUGAUUACAAAAUCACUCGGUGAAUUGCAUCUGCACACACAUACUCAAAUAAAUCAACAUAUAGUAAGUAAGCAUGGAUCAAAAGCGUGCUAUGCUCUACCCGGAUAUCGAUCCUGCUGCCCACAAUGCUGCCACACGCGAUCAUCGCAUAUCUGCCUCGGCCGCCAUGGGCUUGCCCACGGAGGCGCCACCUUCAUACGACAUGGCUAUAGCAUCCACAUCGGCGCCCAGCGGCUCAACAAGUAAUGGAGGAAGUGGUGUCACCAGUGGUCUGGUUGCCGAUGGCACUACUGCGCCGCUGGGCUGGCAUCCCAGCGCCCCACUGCCAGCGACCACACCCGUAACACAACCGCCAGCGCCAGUACCUCCACUCCGACAGUCGCGCACCGCACAGCAGACGCCUCUACCGCACGACAGUCAGACAAGGCCGGUGAUUGUGGUGCAACCGUUGCCACAUAACCAACAGCAACAGCCACUCUCGCCGCCAAUACAAACAACUAGUGCCACAAUGCCGAUAAAACUAGGUCCGCACCCAUGCUCGGUUACAUGCCCUGUUUGCGGCGCUAACGAGACGACACGGUUGAUCUUCACGCCUAACACACGAACGCACAUUUGUGCGGGAUUACUCUGUCUGGCCGGUUGGUGUUGUUGUGCUUGUACGGUGCCCUAUUGCAUGAACAGCUGUCGGACCGGUAAUCAUUAUUGCUCGCGGUGCAACACAUUUCUGGGUGUCUAUAAUCCGCGAAGAGCGAGAAAGUGAAAAAAGUGAUAGCCGCACACACACUCAUAUACAUAUAAAUGUAUGCAAUUUGUGCGUGUGUGUUUGUGGGUGCAUAUUAUAUAAUAUUUUUAUAACGAUUUAUUACUAUUUUUCGUUUAUUAAUUUCACUUUAACUCGCUUCAGUCAAUCUCAUUUCGGCGCAUGCGUGCUCGUAUUAAUACUUAUAUGUAUAAUUAUUGAUAUAUUUGUAUAUAUGUAUGUAUGUAUAUACACACGCAGGCAUACAUAUUUUUUACUUUGUGAUGAAGCAAAUAUUUUACCUUAACAAUUUGUUCUUUAUAUGUGUGCGUGUUGUAUGCAAAAAUUUAUUAUUUCAUAUGUAAUUACUUUAAGAUAAGUUGAUUAUAAUGUAAAACAAAAUACAUGCGAUAUAAUCGUACAAGGCAAUGUUGAA
Messenger RNA from Bactrocera tryoni, 1283 nucleotides. Its product is annotated as lipopolysaccharide-induced tumor necrosis factor-alpha factor homolog. The transcript has 4 exons. Lineage: Eukaryota; Metazoa; Arthropoda; Insecta; Diptera; Tephritidae. The record is from RefSeq and is a predicted model, not a curated record. Gene Ontology annotation, molecular function: zinc ion binding. The coding region runs from base 182 to 868 and encodes 228 amino acids.